Molecule: messenger RNA, 4272 nt
Organism: Mugil cephalus (flathead mullet)
Lineage: Eukaryota; Metazoa; Chordata; Actinopteri; Mugiliformes; Mugilidae
Gene: marveld2a
Product: MARVEL domain containing 2a
Exons: 17
Coding region: 445-3672 (1075 amino acids)
Biological process (GO): bicellular tight junction assembly
Cellular component (GO): bicellular tight junction; cytoplasmic vesicle; apical plasma membrane
Source: RefSeq, a predicted model, not a curated record
GUGUACUUCCGUCUCAGGUGUUUCCGAUGGAGCAGGUGAAGUGCGUCGCGGCGCGCUGACGUCACAGGGAUGGGCGAGUCACGUGGUGUGGACCGAGAAACCUCAGGUUUAAUGUUUCUGUCAUGAGAGAAAGAAGAAGAAGAAGAGAAGAGACCGAGUGGCUGUAAACUGAUCAUCUGUCUGAGCUUCAUCUCCAUCAUGACCUCUCAUCUGCACGUUCAUCCUCAUCAUUCCAGCUGAUUGUGUCCGUCAGACGUCAGACUCAGAGCUCGUUUCUCUGACUGAUAAAGUGACGCUGGUAGAUCACGUUUCACGCCGUCCUCACCGUGUCUCUGUCUCUGCAGGUGACUCGUCUGUGUUCGUACAAGGUUUGCAUUCUGAGCUGCAGGCCAAUGUAAGUCCAGUUGAGUGACUGCGUGUGAAAGAGGGACCAUCACCAUCCUCAUGUCCUAUGGAGGAGGCUCUUACGGACGCACUGAGCGAGUCCGCCAUGCGCCCCACUAUGACCAGGUUCCCCAGGACUCGUUACCCCGAACCCCCGACUCCUACGACCCGGUGCCCUUGAGCUCUGAGCGGGUGCCGGGUCUCGCUCAGAGCUCCGACCCCCUCCCACCACCGCCGCUGCCCGACCAGCCGCCCAUCGGCCCCGAGUUUGACCCCAGCGGCAGCGAAGGCGACGUCGACCCCGCCCUCGACAUCAAACCGGUCCACCGCUUCAUCCCCGACUCCUGGAAGAACUUCUUCAGAGGAAGCAACCGCAGCAGUAAGAAGGCGUGGUCCAUGCCUUCGUCCACCAACAACAACAACAGCACCACCGAAGGAGUACGCUGCUCCCCCCCGCAAUCCCCCUCCGUUCCUGGAUCGUACCGGGACGCCUAUGGCGGCUCGGGAGGCAGCUACAACUCCCGUAAGGAGCUUCUGGAGUCGGCGUCUGGACGAACCCACCACACAGGUCUGACCUACAGCGAGCGGGUGGAGGAGUACCACCUGCGAUACGCCUUCAUGAAGUCCUGGGCCGGGCUGCUGAGGAUCCUGGGAUGCGUGGAGCUGCUGCUGGGAGCCGCCGUGUUCGCCUGUGUGUGCGCCUACAUCCACAAAGACAACGAGUGGUUCAACAUGUUCGGAUACUCGUCCCCCGGGGGGGCGUACGGCGGCGGCUUUUACGGGGCCGGGACCAGCGGGACCUAUUACACUGGCCCCAAGACCCCGUUUGUGUUGGUGGUGGCGGGACUGGCCUGGUUGGUGACGGUGAUCGUGUUGGUGCUGGGGAUGACCAUGUACUACCGCACCAUCCUCCUGGACUCUAACUGGUGGCCCCUGACCGAGUUCAUCAUCAACCUGUCGCUGGCCAUCCUCUACAUGGCAGCAGGAAUCAUCUACGUCCGAGACACGACUCGUGGCGGCCUCUGCUCCUACCCGGUCUUCAACAACGGCAUCAACGGAGCGUUCUGCAGGACGGAGGCCGGUCAGACGGCCGCCAUCAUCUUCCUCUUCGUCACCAUGGUGGUUUAUCUGAUCGGAGCCAUCGUCUGCCUCAAGCUGUGGAGGCACGAAUCCGCUCGGAGAUACCGGGAAAAGUACGGCCAGGAGAUGCAGACGUCAGAGAUGCGAGCCUUGCAGUCGCUGGCGGUUCCAGAUUCUGCUCCAGUGACCAGGUCUCCAGAACAGGUCCAGGGUUCCUCGGUGGUUCCCAUCCACGCUGCACCUGCACCCAGAGCUGUUCCUGCAAAGGUUCUGCAGGGAGCGAUUCCUUCAGGCCACAUCCCCAAACCGGUCAUCGUUCCCGACUACAUCGCGAAGUACCCGACCAUCCGCUCGGACGAGGAGCGGGACCAGUACCGAGCCGUGUUCAACGACCAGUACGCCGAGUACAAGGAGCUCCACGCCGAGGUGCAGGCCACCCUCAAGAAGUUUGAUGAGAUGGACGUUAUGAUGCGUGGUCUGCCUCAGCAUCCCAGCAGCCAGACGGAGGUGGAUCGCAUCAACAGAAUCCUGCAGGACUACCAGAGGAAGAAAAACGAUCCGACGUUCCUCGAGAAGAAGGAGCGCUGCGAGUAUCUGAAGAGCAAACUGUCGCACAUCAAGCAGAAGAUCCAGGAAUACGAUAAAGUCAUGGAGUGGAACGACGGAUACAAUUUUUUUUAUCUAUUUCCUGGACAACCAGCAGAAAUGUCCUCCAGGCCCAACGGGAGUCCACCUCCUUACGAGGCAGAUAAUGGAUAUAACGAGCCUCCACAGCCGGCCUACUCUUACUACCCCGAUGAUGAGUUCCAGCAUUUCUACCGCUGGACGUCUCCACCGGGCAUCCUCAAGAUCAUGGGCAUCAUCGUCAUCGUCAUGUGCGUGGGCAUCUUUGCCUGCGUCGCCUCCACGCUGGCUUGGGACUCUCAGGGAGCCCUGUCCGGCUUUGGGGGAAUCGGGGGAGUCGGCGGAGGCUAUGGCGGAUCCUAUAGCGGUGGCUACAACCCCUCGUACAACAGCUUCGGUGGGGGCGCCUAUGGAGCCGGAAACGGCUACGGCUACGGCUCGCUGGGAGGGAACUACAACGACCCACGAUCAGGCAAAGGGUUCAUGAUCGCCAUGGCGGCCAUCGUCUUCAUCUUCGCCCUGGCCGUCUUCAUCAUCAUCGUGUCCCAUCAGAGCCUAUCGGAGAGCAGGAAGUUCUACCUAGCCGUGGUGAUCAUAUGCGCCUUCCUAGCACUGCUAAUGCUAAUAGCCUCCAUCGUGUACCUGAUGGCGGUGAACCCCACGGCUCAGUCCUCCGGGUCCGUCUAUGGUAACCAGAUUAGGGGCCUGUGCGCUCAGUUUCAGCAGCCUCAAAUCUCAGGAACCUUCGUCAACCAGUACCUUUACCACUACUGCGUGGUGGAGCCUCAAGAGGCCAUCGCCGUGGUGUUCGGCUUCCUGGUCACCGCCGCUCUCAUCAUCAUGCUCGUCUUCGCUCUGAAGACCCGCCAGAAAAUCAGAAGCUACGGCAAGAGCAACAUUUUGUGGAGGAAAGUGAAGGUCAUCGAUGAGGUUGACCCGCCUCAGGAUGUGGAGGCAUGGGUGAACAACGUGUCGGCUACGCCUGAAGUGUUCCCGGUGUCGGACUACCCAGAGAAGCGAAGAGGCUCCAGGAGUUACCUGGAUGACGAAAGCAACUACGACAAACCCCCGUACAGCUACACCCCAGAGCCGUCAGUGGAAGCCACGCCGUUGCGUAACGGGGUUUCCUACAGCAGCAACUCGGAGAUUGCGAGUUCAGCCGGACGUCCCAAAAAGAGGCGUGCAGGUCGACCACGUCGCGCUGAUGGACAGGACUACGAGACGGACUACAACUCCUCCGGAGACGAGCUGGACGACAACGACUUCGACAGUGAAUUUCCACCGAUCACGAAUGAGCAGCAACGCAACGAUUACAAGCACGAGUUUGACCGCGACCACAACGAGUACAAAAACCUGCAGGCGGAGCUGGACGCCAUCAACAAGGACCUGUCGGACGUGGACAGAGAGCUGGAUCAGCUGGAGGAGGGAAGCCCACAGUACCUGGACGCAUUGGAUGAGUACAACAGAAUAAAGAACAUCAAAAAGUCUGCAGAUUAUCAGAUGAAGAAGCGCAGGAGUAAAUAUCUCAAGUCCAAGCUGAACCACAUCAAGAAGAUGGUCAGCGACUACGACCGCAGGGCCUGAACGACGAAUCUGUGGAGGAGGACACGUACGUCUGUCCAGGACGAGACGGGACAGAACGAGACGGGAUGGGACGGGAUGGGACGGGAUGGGACGGGAUGGGACGGGAUUGGACGAGACGGGACGGGAUGGGAUUGGACGGGAUUGGACGGGACGGGAUUGGACGGGAGGGACUAAGUCUGUCUGGGAACUCUACGAGGGGAUGAACCGACAGACAGUAAAAGACGAAGCUUCAAGGAUUCACGUGAAGUUACAACAGUUGUAUUUUUUAUUUUUUUUUCCGGUAGCAGAGAAAACAAAUCCUGUAUUCUACCACUGUGUGUAUUAUGACUAUCACCUGUCAUGGAUGUGAUUUUAUCUAUUUAUUUUCUAUAAAGUUUUCCUAAUUCAGUUCUUACUGCCCAUUUUAUUCUCCUUUUUUUUGUUUUUUGUUUUUUUUAUACAGUCACUUGUAAAUAUGUGGGUUGUUUAUAAGGAGGUGUUUCUCAAUGAACGGUACAACAGGCGGACGCUUUGGAUUAAUUAUGCACAUUUAAUGCAUAGUGUGAACUUUAACAAUGAUUUGUGAUGCAUUUUUAUCAUAAUAAAAUCAUUUAUUAAACA